GAGGGGUGCAGAUCCGGGAUUCGCAGCGCCGCGCCCAGGAGUCCCCGCCCGCCCCUGGGCACCCCGAGGCAGAUGCAUGCGGCGCGGGGCCAGGGCGCGCUGCCCGCUCGCGCCUCGCUGGGCCCGGGACCGGCGCCCGUCCGCCCCGGGCUGCCCGCCCAGCAGGCUGCGCCCCGGGAGCCCGCGGAGGCGCCCGCGCAUGCGCGCCCGUGUCUCGCGGCUGUUUGGCCGUUUCCAUGGCUACGAAGCCAGUCCGCGAGGGGUCUGCGAGCGAGAAAAUGAAGCUCAAGAGCCUCCUGCUCCGGUAUUACCCGCCAGGAAUUAUGUUGGAAUAUGAAAAGAGUGGAGAAUUAAAGACCAAAUCCAUAGAUUUGCUUGAUCUCGGUCCCAGUACUGAUGUCGAUGCUUUAGUAGAAGAGAUUCAGAAAGCAGAACCUCUAAUCACAGCUUCACGAACAGACCAAGUAAAACUUUUAAUACAGAGAUUACAAGAGAAACUUGGACAGCACAGCAACCACAAAUUCUAUCUUUUUAAGGUUCUCAGAGCACAUAUACUGCCGUUGACUAAUGUUGCACUUAAUAAAUCGGGCUCUUGCUUUAUCACAGGAAGCUAUGAUCGGACAUGCAAACUCUGGGACACUGCAUCUGGAGAGGAGCUGCACACUCUGGAGGGGCACAGAAAUGUGGUUUAUGCCAUAGCAUUCAACAAUCCUUAUGGUGACAAAAUUGCUACUGGGUCCUUCGAUAAGACUUGUAAACUGUGGAGUGUAGAAACAGGAAAAUGUUACCAUACCUUUAGGGGUCAUACGGCAGAAAUAGUGUGUUUAUCAUUCAAUCCUCAAAGCACAUUGGUGGCUACCGGAAGUAUGGACACAACAGCCAAAUUAUGGGACAUUCAGAAUGGAGAGGAAGUGUUCACUUUAACAGGACAUUCAGCUGAAAUCAUCUCCUUGUCCUUUAACACCUCAGGAAACAGAAUCAUCACAGGGUCUUUUGAUCACACAGUCGCAGUGUGGGAUGCUGAUACUGGAAGGAAGGUCUAUACCUUAAUUGGGCAUUGUGCUGAGAUUAGCAGUGCCUUAUUCAACUGGGACUGCUCUCUAAUGUUAACUGGCUCUAUGGACAAAACCUGCAUGCUAUGGGAUGCUACAAAUGGAAAAUGUGUGGCAACAUUAACAGGCCAUGAUGAUGAAAUACUAGACAGCUGUUUUGAUUAUACUGGCAAGCUUAUUGCAACUGCUUCAGCUGAUGGAACAGCGAGAGUUUUCAGUGCAGCCACAAGAAAAUGCAUUACCAAAUUGGAAGGCCAUGAAGGCGAAAUUUCAAAGAUUUCUUUCAACCCCCAGGGGAACCGUCUUCUAACUGGCAGCUCUGACAAAACAGCGAGAAUCUGGGAUGCUCAGACUGGUCAAUGCCUCCAGGUUCUCGAGGGGCACACUGAUGAAAUCUUUACAUGUACUUUCAACUAUAAAGGCGACAUAGUCAUUACAGGUAGGGGAGAAAUAAACACCAUAGACUCAGUUUUCCUGUUAAAUUGGCUAUUAGAGUUUCUAAGGGGAAUACCAAAAGGAGGUCACACCCAUCUCCCACCCCUCGUCCAGGGUCCCUGCUCAUCUUGGUGUGUUCUGUAUCCAUUAUUUAAUUUUAGUUGCAUUGUUGAACCACAGGAGUGAGCUCUGCCACUGACUGUAAGGCCUUGUGAAUUUGGAAUUUUUGUUGCUCUAGACAAAAUGAGAAUUCGGUAGCCUGCCUUACUGGUUACUACAUUUCCCCAGGCAUCAUCUGCCAAAUGGUUAAUAUUCAGCUGAUGUCAGUAAGCGUUAGUAACUAAAACAAGUCAGGACCCGAGUUCUCCACCGUUGGAUUUAUGGCCCAUUAGAGGUUUGUUCUUUGAGCUAAGUUGUUUUCUCCUUGGAUGUCCCCUGCUAACACAUUAAUAUUUGGGGAAAAGCACGCAUGUUGAGCGUUUUUCAACCAUGAAUAAGCUAUUGUGAAUUAAUCAUGUAAGCAACAUUUUAUAAGAACUGGAUUGACAAUAGGUUCAUUUAGAUUGUGGAAAGGGGUGAAAUGACAAGAGUAUGGGGUAAUGUUAGUGUGGUACCUCCGGAGGAGGCCUUGGCAGGAGUGGGGUGGUAACAACAGUGAGGGGUAGGGAUGUCCUAGGAGGGCACAAAAGCCCAAACCUGCUGAACUCUCAGUGAUUCUCAUUGUGUUGAGUAAAUUUAAAAAUCGCUUAUCCAGUCUAAUAAGUUAUGUCACAUACUCGAGGUUGGCUUUAUAUGUUGGCUGAUUAGAUAGCUUCUUAGUCAUAUAACUUCAGGGGUGCUGAGAAUAAUCUCCCCUUUUGCCCUAAAAUACCUCCCCUUUCUAGCUAAUUAUGGAUAAUUUCUAAAAUUUCAGAUUACUUUCUUUGGGUUUACAAUUUGCAAGUGUUACUAAAUGUAGAUACUCCUAAAACAAUACCAUAAAAAGCCAUGUAUUUUAUUGUCAACACAAUGUCAGACCUUUUCCCAUGAUGAAGAAAGAGGUGGGAGGCUGUGACAGAGGGCACAGGAUGCUCCUGUAGGGAGCUGCUGCCAUGUAAGGAAGAAGGAAGCCCGGGCUGAGUUGUCAGAGGACCAACCUUUCCUAGUCCACGUGUCUCAUGUUAGCCAGCUCUCGAUACCUCUACUCUCAACCACAGAAGACUCUGGAGAGCUUAGGGAGGGAAUAUUAAUUGUCUGUGCCUUGUUUUAGUGCUGGCAUUUAAAUUCCUGAGCUCUUUCAAGAUAUUAUUGAUUUAUUUGGUGUAUCCCAAAGCAACAAGGUGCUAAAUACUGGCCCACUGGAUGACAGAGCUUAUUAGAAUGGGGGUCAGACUUCUGUCUUGCCAGCAGCAAAGCCGUGACUUUGAAUUGAUCUGCCCCUUUUUUCUUGGCAGACCCCAGUGUGACGAACUGCAUGCAUUUUUUAGGGGACUACCUGAGGUUGAAUUUAGAAUCACAAACUGGAAGAAAACUGGCCAGUGUGGUCAUUACAUUUUUAAAAACAUGAAGUGCCUUUUGGUGAAACACACAGUUUUUAUAGGCUUUCCCGGUCCACACAGCCCCCUCACUUCUUAUGUUGAUGUUACGAGUCUGGCCCCUGAAGUUUAGAGAACCAGCAGGGCCCAGUACUUGUCUAUACCAGGGCUGUCAUUUCCAAAGAGGGAAUGUGAAUGAUGUCCCUUGGGGAGGAGUAUAUCAAAGCAAUUUGGAAGAGUGUCUGUCAUAGUAGUGGGGAUGGUGGGAGGAUGCAAAUUUCAUAUUUUCACGGAUGAUGAGAAAGAUCUAUUGACAUUUUGAAAUGUUCCAAAAUGGAAUGUGCUGCUUCCUUAUAAGGCUCAUAAGCUAAUCAUCCAAACCUGGAGAUGUUCAGAUCCACUGUAUUUCCAUUUGGUGGCGAUGUUUGAGGGGAGGGCAGAGAGAAUAAGCAGAGGGGAAUGGCUGAAGUGGUCCUCUCCAGUUCUAAGACGCCAUGAAUAUUUCUGGUGUGAGUAGGACAUGAACUUGCUCGAUA
Diceros bicornis minor is the source of this 3537-nucleotide messenger RNA. RefSeq names its product dynein assembly factor with WD repeats 1 (gene DAW1). Bases 237 to 1673 code for a protein of 478 amino acids. Lineage: Eukaryota; Metazoa; Chordata; Mammalia; Perissodactyla; Rhinocerotidae. Gene Ontology annotation, biological process: mRNA splicing, via spliceosome. The transcript is spliced from 12 exons. Gene Ontology annotation, molecular function: protein binding; U4 snRNA binding; U6 snRNA binding. Gene Ontology annotation, cellular component: U4/U6 x U5 tri-snRNP complex. The record is from RefSeq and is a predicted model, not a curated record.